Messenger RNA from Spirodela intermedia, 7107 nucleotides. The record is from the annotation of a GenBank genome assembly. Lineage: Eukaryota; Viridiplantae; Streptophyta; Magnoliopsida; Alismatales; Araceae.
AUGGAUCAGGAGAUCGGCGGCGCCUCCGGAGGCCAGCGGGUUAGUUCGUCCCCUCAUUUGUUUGCGCACUCGGCUUCGAUACGGUGGGGCAGGCAUGUGUGGAUAAGCGCGCGGGUUUGUGACUGGUGUGGUAUUUUAUGGUUUCGUACAUGAAGACGGGAGUUUGCUUUAUCCCUUUUUCUCGAAGAGAAACGAACCAGUUUUCUGCAUGUGCAUAUUUCUGUCUGGACGGGAUCUUUGGGAAGCACUCGACCCAUAGUUGGAAAUUUUAGUGGUAGGAAUCAGGGUUGUGUUCUUGUUAGAGAUGCAAUUCAUUUUCUUAGACCAUUUCUGGCCUCAUACGCUGAGUUCCGUUGCCUCGGUAGGAUUUUCAGAAUAAGAAUUUCAAUGUAGUUUGUCCAUUUAUAGCAAGAAACCUGCGCAACCUGGCAUCAAAUCCCUCAACAUUGGAGAGCUGUUAUGGGAACUGGCUGUCGCACAUAACGGAAAAGGAACCAUCGGUCUCUUCAGUUAUUGAAAUCCUGGUAUUCAUGUGAUUAGAGAUUGAUGACAUAUCAGUAGUUACGUCACUUAAACAGCUCUCUAAUGCCAUAUGAGCCGUGCAUGAGCCUUAUCGAAUCAUGGCCUUGAUUUUUUGUCCAUUUUUUUAAUUCAAUGACUUGGAAAAUUAGAUAUGUUCUUAUUUUCGUGGAUGGUUUGAAUUGUAAAAUUUAAUCAGAAACUUCAAUGAUGUUCUAUUUUGUCUCUGUUGAUUCGAUGAAUUGUCAGUUCCACUUCAGUUAUCUAGUAGUCAACAGCUGUGUUCUGGUAGCAUUUUUUUGUUCUGAGGCAUCCUCAAGAAUUUCAAAAUUUAAGCUGUUCAACUGUUCAUUUUUAUUUUUCAUUGUUCUAACAUUUGAUUUUUUGUUCAUUAUAAAAAAGCAAUGAACUUCAGUGUCUCCUCUCUAUGUUAUGACUUUCGUUGGCUAUUAUGGUACUCUAUUUGAAAGGAAAAAGGCAUUUCCAAGUCUUAGUUUAUAUUCUCUUUUAUGCAAUUCAAUGAGUAGAAAUGUCUCCAGUACAUCAAGUUUCGUUGGCUAUUAUGGAACUACACUUUUUCAUGUGUUUACUUUACCCCCCCCGGUCCCCCCACUUGUUCUGCUUUGGACUCUUAGAAGUUUAUCUGGUCUGAUGGGUUCCGAACAAGGGAGAUUGUGACUAUGAUUUAUAGUAGUGGCAUUCAAUAGACUAUGGGCUAAUCCAGAUCGUUGUUUUCUCGUUUCGUGAUUGUAGGUUAAUCCAAGAGCGCAAUAUAGGCAACUCUUGCUGUUGGCAUACCAGAGUUUUGGUGUGGUGUAUGGGGACUUAAGUACUUCUCCGCUUUAUGUUUAUAAAAGUGUAUUCUCUGGUAGGCUACGCGACUUUCAAGAUGAAGACACAAUCUAUGGUGUUCUUUCCCUCAUAUUUUGGACUUUUACCCUUAUUCCAUUGGUCAAGUAUGUGCUUAUUGUGUUGAGCGCUGAUGACAAUGGUGAAGGUGAGCCCAGAUAGCUUAUCACUUCUUUACCUGAUGUAUUAUCACUUCUUAAACUGAUUCCCGCUUAUCAUCAUAGGAGGCACAUUUGCUCUGUACUCCCUUCUCUGUAGACAUGCGAAGUUCAGUUUGCUUCCUAAUCAACAAGCAGCUGACGAGGAAUUAUCUACAUAUUAUGGGAAUGGGCCAACAACUCGCAACUUACCACCGUCUCCAUUAAGAAGGUUUCUUGAGAAGCAUAAAAGACUGAGAACUGUUUUGCUUCUUGUGGUUCUUUUCGGUGCAUGCAUGGUGAUAGGUGAUGGCGUUCUUACGCCAGCAAUAUCUGGUAUGAACUCUCUGCCUUACUGUAUUACUCUAACUUUUUGUUUCAUUUCAUUUGGGAUGGGAUGAGAUAGGAGAUGGUUUCAAGUCGUAUCUUAAAUCCUUGACGCUUGGUGGAACCUCAGGGCACAUUUUGGUUCUGUCCACCUCUGGAGAAUUUUCCUCCGAAACAGUAUUUUUAUUCUAGUAGCUUAAACAUCUUUUCAUGAUUUGUCUUCCGUACUCUGAUUAUCGCUUCUCUCCUCCCCUUACACUGUUCUGAAAACUUGGGCUGAUCUUGGAGCUUUUCUUUCCCUCUUGCAGUGUUAUCAUCAAUUUCUGGGCUUCAAGUUCGUGCUAAAAAACUGCAUGAUGGUAAAUGUCAACUUUCGCAAUUUCUGCUUCCAAAAAAUAAUUUAAAAAAGGGAUUUUACCCCUUUCAAAACUCUUGCAUGGUUCAGGUAUCAGAUGCACUGUGUAGUUUCUUUUAUAUAAAGGCUUUGAAAAAUACUACUCAAAUACUUAAGCAAUCGAGAUAUAUUCUACUCAUAUUAUAAAUCACAAUAGUCUUUUCACGGAUAUAAGUAAAACGUUGUAAAUUUAAGAUCAGGAUAUAGCCUCUGUAAUAUUUUCGAAUAUUAGACCUUAAUAGUUCAAAAGAUAUGUGGUCAUUUAUUUGUUAUUUACUUUGAACUAUGAAGUUCUGUUGAUCCCAGAGAUAAGAACGUAUAUACAAAUUUAAAUGCGUGUGUGAGUCAUGCAUCUUCUACUCAGGAAAAUGGGAUAAAACUGUAUUUAUUUGUGGAAAAUAUAUUUUGUUUACAUGGAGAAGUUGCUGGAUUUGGAAGGCUGAUAUUUUCUCACUAUUCCAUCUAGGGGAGUAUUUUAUGUUAUCAUAGAUACUGUAGUCAAUAAAAUCCCAUAUUAGGUUGUUGAUCCAUUUUAUGAGUAGUCAAUAGAAAUCAUAGACACUGUAGUCAAUAAAAACUGCAUAAAAUCCCAUUUUAUGUUGGACAGGUAUGUGUUUCUGGCAAUCUUAGUCCUUUUUUUCUAGUUCGAACUUUCAAUAUUCAAUUGUAGCAGUUUUUAAGAAAACUGCAUUGAUGUUUGCUUUGAGAGAUCUUAACCCAUUACAGAAUACAUAUAAAAAUGACGAAGGAGAAAAGGUCGUUUGAUACUUUGGUUUUAAAAAACCAAGGACUAAGAAAAGAAUCAAUACACAAUCUAAGUUCUUGUAACUGUUUUAAGCUGCAUGCGGAAGCACACAGACUAAACUUUUUUCCUGUUUUUUCCACAAAGGAAUAUAAUCAUGCUGAAAGUUCUCCAAAGUGGUUGGUACUCUGUACCAUUUACAAACUGGAGUAUUUUGCGGUAUCCUGUUAAGAAAGGAAGAGUGUUGGUGUAGGCUUUAGCUCGUUUACAGAAUGGAUCAUUGACUUAAAAGUAAGCAUCACACCUAGAAUAUAGCAGAGGCUGAAUCCUGAUUCUCAAUGAAGCCCCAGUUUGAUUUCAUCAGAAUAGCUUGACAGCAUCAGGGAUACCUACUAGAUCGCGUUUUCAGUAUCCAGCAUACUUAUGUUAUUAGCUAUCAAUCAUAUAAUGCUCUGGGAAAUCGUCCAUGUGAGAAAGUGGAUAUUGCCUCUGAUUGCUAAAUGACGGGUUUGAAAGGUCCCACAUUGUGAUGUCGCAUUGAAGGUGCCCACUGGAACUAUGUAAUAGUGUGUUGAGUUCACUACGUGUGACAAUGUCACCAAGGGAGAUCUCCAGUGAAAAUGUCCUUUUGUUGACCGAAAAACUUUAGAGAAUGUACCAGAGAUCCAUCUAUGCUUAUUGAUGCUUGCCCAGAGAUCGCUGCCUAGCAGCUCAACCUGCUGCCUAGUCACCUCCCUGCCACACCACCAGCUUCGGCUAUAAAAGUUGUUGCUGGAAAUCCACUGGAAGGGAGAUCGCUCACGUCGUCAUUCUAACUGCCACACCACCAGCCUUUUCUAUUGCCCGUCCAGUACAGACUUCAAUGUGCUCAUUUUAACUGUCUUCUGCCUUCAGAUGGCUGGUAACACCUGGAAUGAUUGGAGGCUGUGACAAGGAUCAUCGCCUGCCCCAUUAAUGAUGUUUCUCUGUCGACAUUAGUAUCCUUCAGCUAACCAAGCAAGUCCCAGUUCGUUGUUCUUGAGCCCCCUCGAGUCAACUCCCCCGAGCACAAUAUUACCUCGGCAAACAUUGGAACUAAGGCAGGUGGAUUGGCAGCUGCAUCACAAUAUUAAUGCCUGUAUGAUAUCACAAAAUCCCAUGUCGAAAUUUACACGAUACUAUUAUUAUUAUUAUUUUUUGUUAGUAAUUCAAAGCAAUGUUGGUUUGUUGAGAGAAUUUUCUUUCUGGGGAAGAUGAAACAUGAUGUGAGACAUUGGUACAGAUGUCAAUUAAAAAUAAAAAUAAAAAAUCCAAGCCCCUGGAGGACGACAUUUGGGUGCCAAUAACGCUUCUAGGAAAUGUUUUAUUGUCAAACAUGAGACCAAGCAUUUGAAACAGUGCAUAAUCAUCAACUGAUAGCUAACCCAUUGAUAAAUAAAAAAUAAACAAAAUAAAAAAUAAAAAAGACAAAGAAAAAACAGUUUGACUUCAGCCCUCUUUGUGCUGAGCAGUGAGCUUUUUCCAUUUAUAGGUGCGGUGGUAGUCAUCUCCUGCUGACAUGAAUUGUUUUAUUGUGAAACAUGAGAUCAAGUGUUUUAAAUGGGGAGAGCUGUUGGGCAGUAUAAAGAGAGCAUAAUUAUCACCUGAUAGCUAACCCAUGUUUUUUUGUGAAUGAAAAACAGUCUGACUUCAGCAAUCUUUGUUCUGGACAUCUACCUUAGGGUAACUGUUUUGUGUUGAACAGUGAGCUUUUUCCAUUUAUAGGUGCGGUGGUGGUCAUCUCCUGCAUUGUGUUGGUUGGCCUCUUCGCUCUGCAGCACUGGGGUACCCAGAAGGUUGCGUUCCUGUUUGCACCCAUUGUUAUUCUAUGGCUCUUGAGCAUUGGCGCCAUUGGCUUAUACAAUAUCAUCCACUGGAACCCCGGUGUCUAUCGUGCCCUCAACCCCUACUACAUCUUCAAGUUCUUCAGAAAAACUGGAGUAGCCGGCUGGAUUUCCCUUGGCGGCGUGCUCCUUUCCAUUACUGGUAACUCCUGUUCCCUGCCAUUUCAUUUCCUGUAAGUCAACACCGCUGCUGAUGUCCGCAUAUCCUUGGAUCCACAGGUACUGAGGCAAUGUUCGCUGACCUUGGGCACUUCACCAGUAUGUCCAUCAGGGUAUGUGCAGACUGCGCUUUCACCAUGCUCUUCUUGUUGAUCCGCAUAGAAAUCAUAGAAAUAAUUUCAUUCUUACCAUAGACACAUUACGUUCAACCCAAAGUUUCAUUUAUGAAACCCAUAUCAGAGCUAUGAACAGAUGGAGAGAAAUGCAGCAGUAGUUCUUCAGAAUCCGUGGUCUGUGAUGGGAAUGAAACGACUGUUCUUCUCAGUUAUGGGAUGAGAGCAGAUCCCCAGGAUGCCGAGUGAUCAGAUAGAAAAAAAAACAGUGCUAACUUGGAAUUUUUCUCAAGUUUUUCAUUCGAGAUCCUCUGUUCAUGAUCGAUGCUGUCUUGUCUCGCAGUUGGCAUUUGUUGGGGUUAUCUACCCCUGCUUGGUUCUGCAGUACAUGGGCCAGGCAGCAUAUCUUUCCAAGAACUUCGCCGAUGUCCCCACCGUCUUCUACGAAUCAAUCCCCAGUAAGAUCGUCUGAUUCUUCUUCUUUUGGCUUCUUUCUGCGUAAAUGAUCGCUCGCGGGGACGUGAUUCACAGGAAUUUCGCCGGAAUUGAUUUCCCUUGCAGAGGCUGUGUUCUGGCCGGUUUUCUUGGUGGCGACCCUGGCGGCCAUCGUCGCCAGUCAGGCCGUGAUAUCGGCCACUUUCUCCAUCGUGAAGCAGUGCCAUUCCCUGGGCUGCUUUCCUCGCGUCAAGGUCGUCCACACCUCGAGGUGGAUCUAUGGCCAGAUCUACAUCCCGGAGAUAAACUGGAUUCUGAUGGUCCUCUGCCUGGCCGUCACCGUCGGCUUCCGCGACACCACCAUCAUCGGCCACGCUUAUGGUAAGAUCUCGCCUCCUUCCUUCUCCUUCCCCCCGGAGGUUUCCGUCUCCAUCUUCUUCUUCUUCUUCUUCUGGAACUCGGUUUGCCUUGAUUCUGUGCAGGGAUCGCGUGCAUAUUCGUGAUGUUCGUGACGACGUGGCUGAUGGCGCUGGUCAUCCUCUUCGUGUGGCAGAAGAGCGCCUGGUUCUCUCUCUCCUUCCUCGUCUUCUUCGGGGCGAUCGAGGGCCUGUACCUCUCCUCGUCGAUCAUGAAGUUCCCGCAGGGAGGAUGGGUGCCGGUGGCGCUCUCCUUCAUCUUCAUGUUCGUCAUGUACGUCUGGCACUACGGCACCCGCAGGAAGUACCUCUUCGAUCUGCAGAACAAGGUCUCCAUGAAGUGGAUCCUCAACCUUGGCCCCAGCCUCGGCAUCGUCCGCGUCCCAGGGAUCGGCCUGAUCUACACCGAGCUCGUCACCGGCGUCCCCGCCAUCUUCUCCCACUUCGUCACCAACCUUCCAGCCUUCCACCAGGUGCUCGUCUUCGUCUGCGUCAAGUCGGUCCCCGUUCCUCACGUCCCGCCUGAGGAGAGGUACCUCAUCGGCCGGAUCGGGCCCCGAGCUUACCGGAUGUACCGCUGCAUCGUGAGAUACGGCUACAAGGACGUCCCCAAGGACGAGGAGAACUUCGAGAACCAUUUGAUCCUGAGCAUCGCCGAGUUCAUCCAGAUGGAGGCGGAUUCCUCCCCCUCCGGCAGCGUCGAUUCCUCCCUCGACGGAAGAAUGGCCGUCAUCAGGACCUCUGACGGGAUCGGAUCGAGGUUGAUCUUGCGGAACGAUGCCGAUGUGGCGGCGCCUGGUAAUAUUGUCCGGAGCAGCAAAUCGGAAACCCUACAGAACCUGCAGAUGCUCUACGAGCAGGAGUCUCCGAGCUUGAAGACGAGGAGGAGAGUUCGCUUCGAGAUCCCGGAGGCGCCGUACCAGGAUCCUCUGGUGAAGGAGGAGCUCGCGGCUCUCGUGGAGGCCAAGCACGCCGGAGUCGCGUACGUGAUGGGGCAUUCCUACAUCAAGGCCAGGAAGAACUCGUCCUUCCUCAAGAAGUUCGCCAUCGACGUCGCCUACUCCUUCCUCCGGAAGAACUGCCGGGGCCCCGCCGUCGCCUUGAACAUCCCUCACAUCAGCCUGAUCGAAGUAGGUAUGAUCUACUAUGUGUAA